This is a messenger RNA of Limulus polyphemus (Atlantic horseshoe crab), 7755 nucleotides long. RefSeq lists its product as uncharacterized. The coding region runs from base 67 to 7266 and encodes 2399 amino acids. Gene Ontology annotation, cellular component: nucleus. Lineage: Eukaryota; Metazoa; Arthropoda; Merostomata; Xiphosura; Limulidae. The transcript is spliced from 20 exons. Gene Ontology annotation, molecular function: DNA binding; zinc ion binding. The record is from RefSeq and is a predicted model, not a curated record.
GGUUGUGCGAGAUUGAAGUUGUUUGAGUGAGGUGUGUUUCAGGAAUUGAAAUGAGUAUCCAUUAGCAUGAUGGCAGGAACAAAGCAUUCAGUUCCCACAUCCAAAAAGAAAUCUAUGAAAAGGCAUUCACUGCCUUAUGGCCCACAAAAGAGAGUGGAACAGCAGAGAAGAGCAUCUACAUCAACUGCUAGGUCAGAUGAGGCAAAGGAAGAAAAGGUUACAGGUGGAAUGGAUCACCUGAAAUGUGGGCGUUGUGGAUCAGUUUUUCACACACUUACUACCUUUAUUAAUCACAAGAGUAUUGGUUGUCGGCCAAAAAAGCCAUCAACUUUUUCAUCUAAAGCAGAGAAAUACAACAGUAGCCAGAAACUUAAAGCUGAAGGCUUACCUGAAAGAACAAUGGUCCAAUCACAUACUGUCAAAAAACCUUCAGUUACAGUUUCUUCGAUGAAAAAGACUGCAACUGAUGCUGCAAAGAGAUCUCCUUCUUUGAAAGCUGGCAUGAAAGAGUCUUCAUCUGUGAAUAAUGAUGUGAAAAGUUCGAUCAAUAGUGAACGCCAAGUUAGAAUCUCUAAGUUAACCCCAAAGAUGUUGGCAUUACAGCAAGAAAAAAUUAAGUCAAAAAUGGGUAUUUCUUUUCCUCGGAAAAUUUCAUCAACACCUGUGCUUAUGGAGACAAGGUCACCUGGAGUGCCCCAGAAGAGUUCCAAGCCAUUCUGUGGAGAAUGUGAAGGUUGUUUACGUCAGGAAGACUGUGGUGAAUGUGUCAUGUGUUUGGAUAAGAAGAAAUUUGGUGGUCCAGGUAGGAUGAAGAAGAAGUGUUUGCUAAAAUUGUGUGCAGAAUUGACAAUUAAUCGUGUGUAUCAGGUAGAAAAAGUACUUGGAAAGAGGUUCCACAAUGGACAGCUCGAGUAUUUGUUAAAAUGGAAAGGGUACCCAAAUUCUGAAAACUGCUGGGAACCAGAAGAGAAUAUCCUCAGUAAGAACUUGAUUGAAGAAUUUGAGAAUCAGAAGAAAUGUGAAGGCAAAGGAAAGAUUGUAGAUGGAAAAACAAGAGAGAGGACUUCCCUAGAACCUGCUAGUAAAAUGACAAAAACUCCUCUUAAGAAUUUCAAAGAUAAGGUUGAGUCUCCUGUCCAUCUUUCCAAAAGCAUCAAAAUAUCCAACAAAAAAGACAAGGAGGAAAUAGCUUCUAAUGUAUCUGUUAGCAGUGUUACCAAGACAGCAACAAAACGCCCGAGGGAGAAGUCAUCAUCUCCUGAACCUGUUGUUAAAAUAAUCAAACUAGAAGUGGAGGAAUCUUCAAAAGAAAUUGAAGAGAAUGGAGAAGUCCAGGAACCAGCCAAUCAAAGCUGUACUACUCUUGAAGAAAUCCAACCUCCUAAACCUCAAACUACUCAGGAAAACAUUGAUGUUGAACAAGAAAUCAGGGAACUAAUAAGAAAAAAAUCUGCAUGGAAAAAGUUUAAAGCUUCAAAAAACACUGAUUUGGAAGUCGACCAAGAAGUAGGAGAGCCAUCCAAAACACAAGAUUCAGAUCAAAAUCCUAAAGCUGUUAUGUCUGAUGAUACCAUGAUAGAAAAUGAAAAUAAAGAUAGCAAACAAGAAAUAAUGGUAAAAAAGAACACUUUUUACAAGCAAAUUGGCUUGCAGCAGUUGGAGAAAAAACCAGGUAGAGGUCGUCCCAAAGGAAGCAGAAAAGUUGGGAGGCCCAGAAAAAGUGAUACAGAAAAAUUUCAAGGAGGACGAAUUACAAAAAUGAAACAAAAACUAUCAAUAAUGAAAAAACGGAAAUCUUUUCAUGGAUUGAAACCAUUGCUUAAUUCAACUUCCAUAUCUAAAGCAAAUAAUUCAUCAUUGGGUGGGGACAGUAAUGAAAGUUUCAGAUUCAAAGAGCUUGAUAAAAAUGGAAACACAGUAACAAGUACAAAAGAAGAAAGCAUCACUGAUACAGAACAGCUGAUUUCUUCAGAAAGUGAGGGUCGAAGUAGACGUUCCACUAGUCUUGCUGCAAGAAAUUUUAUCAAAUCUGUGUGUCGCAGGAUUCAAAACACAAAAAAACUGGAAAGAAUUUGGGCUGAUAAUGAAAAUAAACUUCUUCAUAGACGGUUUUUAGAAGAUUCAUCAGGCAGUGAAUGGGAGGAUGAAGAUGAAGAUUAUGAGGUUAUCUCAAAUGAUUCUCAACAUAAAUCUGAUGAAGACAGUAAUUUACAAAAGAAAGAACCAAUGGUGAAUAGUUUGCAGUUACUGGAAAACUUUCAUAGAAAACCAUUUUCUUUUCUUUUACCUGAGAGCUACAGAUCUGGUUUGUUUGGUCACAGUGGAAGAUAUCGUGGAAUGAGAAAUUUCCCAAGCAAACUAGACCGCCUACGGAUGUUUUACAACAUACAAAACCUUCCUGAUUCUCUGAAAAAGAAACCUGGAAGAAAACCUAAAUCCUUUUUCCAAAAUCAACCUCGUAGCUUUUUUCAUGGGAUAACAGUUCGUGGAAGAGGUAGACCAAGAAUUAGAACUAGUUUUUUGGGUAGAAUUUCUCACUGUGGUGUAGGUGACUUUAGAACAAGUGUUGGUCUAUCUCAAAGAGGGUUAUGGACCAGUAGAGGUAGACGUGGAAGAGUUAGAGGAUUAAAACGUGGAGUAGGAAUUUGGCGUAGUGGUAUGGUAGGGAUAGGAGAGUCAGAAAAAACACUAGAUGAGACACCAAAUGCAGAGGGUAAUACUAGGUUAGUAACACAGUCUUCUGGACCUGUGAUGAUAUCUGUUGUUCAGGGCUUAGCUCAAGGCCAAAGGAGAGGCAGAGGAAGACUGGGACUGCAAGGUGGUAUUAGACGACAGCAUGUCAUCAUUGGACCUCACAAAAGAAGAGGACGACCACCAAAAACAGAGUCAAUCAUGCGUGUGGUUCAACCCACUACUAUGGAUGAAAAUCAGGCAGUUGAUUUUACUGAGGGAUUGUCAGAAAAUACCCAAGAACGUUUAGGAACACCAGCAUCAUUGUUAAAGAGAAAACGAGGAAGACCUCGUAAAUAUCCACAGUAUAUUUCAAAAGAUUACAAGUUCUUUGGUGAUGCUGCUCAGUUUGCUCCAGGUCAGAAAAGUGAUUCGGAAGAGUUAAUCCAACAACCUGUUAUAAAAAGAAAACGAGGAAGGCCACCAAAAUAUCCAUCUUUGAUCCAGCGAAGUAUUUGGACAUCAAGAAUGGGCUUGCCACCAGAAGAAGAAGGGGCUACUAAUUGGCAUGGAAGAAGACAAAAUAGGAUAUUUGUGGUAAUGCCUGAUUCUAGCAUUGUGGAGGUUAGAGGAACAGACACCGUCAAAGCUGCAGACAUAGCUGCCAGUAAAUUGGAAGCAAUAAAAAGAGGAGAUCUUGGACAGGGUAUCAAAGGGCCAUACAAGACACGACCAAAACUAGAAGAAUGUACACUUGAUACAGUAGAUCAUACAUCAACAUUAAAACUUCCAAACACCAUUCAGUUAGUAGAAAGUGAACUACCUUUGGAAGAGGCUGACAAUGCAGAGAGACUGGUGGGAAUGUUCUUAUUUCGUCAAGUAUAUUCACCUAAUGAGACAACUCUGAGAUGCCUUUUCUGCAGAGAUAAAUACUCUUUUCGCUUCCAAGUAGAUCUGGAGAAGCACUAUCACUGCAUUCAUGAGCUUGCUGUGCAUAAUACUAAAGCAGACUUUAGUGAGGAUAUUGUGUUUGUCUGUGUUCCUUCUGAUGUAACAGAGGAAACCACUCUGAACUCUGCCUGUAGGUUCUGUGAAAUCACCUUGAAGACGCUAAAUGAGGUGCGAGAACACUACCCUAUUGCCCAUGAUAAAGCAGUUCGCCUUGUUCCAGAGUCUGCAGUGAUAAACCUCGGAGAGUCAUUCUACUGCAGCAUAUGCAGCCAGCCUUCUGUAGACUUUAUUGAUCACCAUGACCACAUGAAAAGUGUCCAUCAUAUGCAAACUUAUGUUUGUCGUUUUUGUAAUUAUUGUACUUCUCGACCUAAUCGUUUGCGGAGUCACUUUAAGCAGCGCCACUUUGUUGAUGAUAUUCUUCAUGUGACAAAAGCAUAUGGCGGUUCAAUCUCUCCUUUCCUAGGGCAUAAACUUGACAAACAGGACACUGCAGGAAAACUUUUUAUCAUAUCUCUUAUGAACCUUUUAUUAGGCCCUGAGACAUGGUCAUGCGCAAAAUGUCUUCAACCUUGUGGUGAUGUCCGAGAACUUACCAGCCACAUUGCAGAGUGUCCUUCCCUUCACACUGAAACAACUACUUGGAGUACUGAAACUAAUGCCUUUGGAAUAGUUGGAAAAGGAAACGUAUUCUAUAAGUGUAAUCACUGCUCCCUCACUUUCUCUACUGAAGAUGAAGUUAAGAAACACAUGGAUGAUGGCAACCAUCUUCCUCCUGGACAAUCUGAGGAAGUUGUAGGUCAUCCUGAGAUAUCGGAACUUGGUGGUGGUGGUGAAGAUGGAACAACCUGCUUUGUCUGCUGUAUGCGGUUUCCAACAGCACUAAUGUGUCGCCAACAUCAACAUCACGUUCAUAUGAGAUGGGUGAGCAAAGAGACACCAGACUAUUCUGAAGAAGAGAUGCCAGAACUUUGCAAUGGAAACUAUCAAGACAGUGAAAUCUCAGAAAGUGAAAUCUUUAAGAAAACUAGUGAUUUUCAGCCAAAUAUUGUGCCUAGUGCAUCUUCCACUGAACUGGGUGAAGAGCCUAACUUAGCUGAUCAACAACAAGAGGCUAGCCAUGCUGCUGUAGAUAGUCAGGAAAACAAUUUUCAGCAGUCAUUGAUGAUCCCAGUUGAUGAUCAAACACCUGAGAUUCUGAAUGUACAGGCUGUGACCACUGAUCAGCUUAUGGAUCAGCCAUCUGUAAAUCCUGAAACCUUCACUGAUGAACAGUCUUUAUUUACUGUAAACAUUGUUGAUCAACAGCCAAUGAACAAUAAAACCUUAACUGAUGAACAGUCUGUUACUUCUAACAACAUAACUGAGCAAAGGCUAGAAGAUAGUGAUAAUAUGACUGAACAAUGCUCAACUCUCACUGAGAACACAUGUGAUAAACAGUCUAUGGACACUCAGAAUGUUAGCAAUCAGGAUUGUCUAAGUACACCUGGUGAACAGUUCAGUAUCACCGUAGACAAUGAUGGUGCAGGAGAUGCCACAUUAAACCCGUGUGAAAAACCCAGAAAUAGAUUAAUUACUAUCCAAGACCUGCCUACUGAUAAGGAACUAGCAGAGCUAGGCUUUCCAGCCAAGGUGGGCCAUUACUGUCAUCAGUGUGAUGCUGUUAUCAAAAGUUACCCUCUGUAUUACAUGCACAUGCACAAUGUACACAAGUUAGAAAAACGAUUCCAGUGCAUUAUCAGUGAAUGUAAACAGACAUACCGUAGUCCAGCAGCCUUUCAACAUCAUGCUCUUCGCCACAACCAGAAGUCAGAAAGUUUCUGUAGCAUGUGUGAUAUGGUGUUUGGAAGUGAAGAAGACCUUCAGGAUCACAUGUUUAGUCCAAAACAUGCUACCAAGUAUAUUACAACACAGGAAAAGUAUAAUCGAUGUGAACCUCGAAACUACCGUUGCAAAGUUUGUCAUAAUUGGUUUGGACUUUUUGCAACUUUUGUGAAGCACAUGGAAACUGAGAGUCAUCAAUACCAGUGUAUGCACUGUGGACUGUUGUUUGUUCAACCUGGUCCACGUAGAAAUCAUAUUCAGAGUUUUCAUCCAGAGAUGGCUAAUGUUUGUGAGAUAUGUGGCAUCAAAUUGUCUCAUCCUCAAGCACUUUGGAGUCACUUGUCCUUACACAGUAUAGUUCACGAGUGUCACAAGUGUCAACGACGUUUCCUCCAGAGGGAGCAGUUGGUAGCUCACAUGGAAAUACAUGCUCCCCCUGUUUCUUGUCCUUGGGAAGGAUGCACUAGAAAGCUGUCAUCUAAAGUCGGCCUGUACAAUCACCUGAGAAUGCAUCGUGGAGAAGCUGAUUUUAAAUGUUCACAUUGUGGUAAAGGUUUCUUCAAAAGAAGUAUGUUGAAGAGUCACAUGAAAAUUCAUCAACAGUCAUCAAGAAACACCAGAAUGAUAAUAACUCCCAUGCCCACCAACCAUCAAGAAAUGUGGACAGAAGUCCAAUUAGGUGACCUUCAAAUUGACCAGGGUCAGCAGGAGCAAGCAGUCAGUGGAGUUGAGAUGAUUCAGUUGAUUUGUGCCAGCUGUCUGAAUGGCUUUGACUCUGAAGAAAACUUUACUAAGCACAUUUGCACUGGACAACACAAUACUGACAAUAUUGUAACUGAUGAGGCAACUCUUGGAAAUGGAGAAGAGCAGCAUGUAAUUAUUCAAACAGUACCAGACCUUGGAGAUAAUUUAACCCAGGAAACCAUGAAUAUUAAUCAGGAAGACUUAACAGCCAAUUUAAUAAGAAGGGUUACUGAAGAAGGAGUGACUAUAUCAAUGGUGGCUGGUGAAAAUAUUGAAGCAGUGGAUACUUUGCCUCAUGAUGGCCAUAUUCAACAACCUAUUCAAAUCGAAGCUAUUGGAGAAGAUGGAGAGACCCAGAAUGUAUCUGUGUUGGCUGACAGUUCAGGAUCUGUAGAGAGUAAUCUUGGCCUUCUUAUGUCCAUGAUGCAGGCCUCUGGCCAAGUCACAUCUGUAGAAAUCCCCCCUGAUCAUGUUGAUAUGUCAAGCUUAGUAGUCAGUAGUGGUUGUCAUCUAGAUCUCACUAAUAAUGAUACUACUGUAGUCACUGCUACUGAUAUGAGGGUGGCUUCAUCCGUGGUCAAUUCAUUAUCUUCAACAGAUGAUCAUAAUGUCCAGCAUAUGACUAUGGCUGAUCAAGAGAAUGGUCAGUCUAUAGUGAUGAUGGUAUCUGGGGAUGGUGAAGACUACCAACAACAUAUUCCAAUGGAAUUAAGUGGAGAACAUCCAUUCACAAAUGCAGCUGUGGUGAAUGUUCCCACUUCAGAUGGUGGUUCAAGGAUGCUAUUAAUUCCAAUAAACUCAGCUGAUGGUCAGAAUACUGUUCUUACCCUCCCUAGUGGAAUCACUCUUAGUUCUGAAGAUACCAAUUGUGGAAAUGUUAAUAUGACAGUAACCAUGGGGACUCCUAGUACCAUGGAAGAACCCAAAGCAGAUGAUAGUGAACAAACUUAUUUGACUCUGCCAAUGAUGGCAGAAAGUGAUGUUGAUGGACUUUUAGAGGCAACAUCUGACUCCACGUCACAGGGAAGUUUGGUAACAGUUGAACAGUUGGUGAUCCCUCCCCCAGACCCUAGUUAGCCAUAGUGGUGGUGACCUAUCAAACUGCACGUUAACACUGAGUAGUUAGAUAACCACUGAGAACUGUGUUGCAUUACCUGACUUAUUUUAUAUCUGUUUUUAACCAUCAACAGUUAAAGGUUGCUAAAGAAAGAGCUCAUUUUUAUAGACUCAGCAUGCAUUUGUACCUUGUUCAUUGUUAAAAAAAUACAUCAUUUUGUACAGGCUAGUUUUUUUCUCGUCAAAUACCGAAAUGUAAGACAUUUUUUUCAUGCGUUUUGUUUAUUUUAAUCUGACCUUACAAAGCUUUAGUUGUAAAUGUUAGUUUGAACAUAAAUUUCACUAUUGUAUCACUUCCGGAUGAGCACAAAACCUCAAUUUGUCUUUCUUUUGUUUUUUAAAGGUAAAAACAUGUUAUCAUCACUUUCAUAUAUUCUUUGGAAGAAUACCUUCAAGUUUUGUAGGACUGACAAAUAACAAAGUGUUGUAUAAAUAAAAGUUGAUACAUUU